AUGGGAGACUUAGUGAAAGCUACCCAAUCAAUUUCCAAGGCUGAGGAUUUCAGAGAUGACACCAAGCUGAUAAUGCAACCAUAUGCUAACUGGGAGGAGUACUUGGUACCUGCCCCAGUCUCCAUAGCCAUUCUGGGGGAGCUGGUCUGUAUCUCCUCUAAUGUAGAUUUCUCCAUCAAUAAAAACCCUCCAAAAGAUGGAUUUCAGUUAAUCAAGUACCCAGACUCAUUCCGUGCCUGUCUAAUGCAAGUGGCUAAUUCUGGAUGGGCGGCAUUCAAUGAGGCUCACAAGAACAUGGACCAGAUCCGUCUCCACACUGGCAGUGUGCCAGCGUACAUCAGGACGUCAGUUCAGAUAUUACUACAGGACAAUGAUGAGCUGGUCCAAACCCUCCUCCCUGACCAACUGGAGAACAUAUCUACUAUAUCAGACCAAUGUGUACAACUGGCUGAGGGAACAGAGAAAAAGUUCACCUUUGUUAUUAAUCUGAUCCAAGAACUUUUAGAAGCUUGCGUGGGUGCAAAGAAGGUAUAUGGUGAUGAACUGGAAGAAGUCAAGCGUAAAAUUGAGGAGACAGAAAUGAGAAAGGAGGAUUCAGAGAAAGCAAAGGAAAGGGCUCAGAAAAUGUAUGAGAACAUGAACAAAAAGUUAGAUGAUGCACAGAAGGAAUUUGAUGCAGCAAUGGAUUCACUGCCAUCGGAAUGGCGUAUGAUUGGCAUGAAAAUUGUAGAGGGAGUCACUGAGGGUGUUUUGGGGAUUAUGUCUUCUCUUGCCCUGUGCAAGACAAACUUGGCAGCAACCAUGGCAGAUAAAUUAAGUAUUACAUUGAAUCUCAGAAGCAAAGAAGCAUGUUCCCAGCAUGCAAAAACUGAAAGUGAGGACAUCCUUGCUACGAAUGAUGUGCUUUCAAAAUCAGGCCAGCUGCUAAAGCUGGCAGAGACACUGAGCGGCUAUACUGGUGACAAUGAAAUUAAAUGGUCAGAGAUAUAUGAUCAAAAAGAAGACAGAACAAUAACAUCGUACGUGGGGGAACAAUAUAAUCGAAUUAAAACCUCAGUGGAGAGUGAAAAACAAUGUAAAGCCAAAAAGGCCGCACUCGACAUCUGCACAGACGCUAUUGAACUGUGCUCUGAGCUCUCAAAGAUCGCACCUGACGGGAAAUGCGACGAUGCCAAGACAAAGGGCUUGACUGAAAGAAUACAGAAGCUGUUGAUGUUGAGUAAGAAAUUUGACUGCGAGAACAAGGCCUUCACAAACACACCAGCUUUUACACCCCAACCCCCACAGCAAGCUAAAGGGAGUCAGAAAAAAGAGGAUAAUGAAAUAUUGGCGGAGAACGCCCGUUUCCGCAUAGAACAGAGUCGAGCCCAGCUGGAUAAUGCGAAAGAGAUGCAACAGCAGAGUUUGGAAAACCUGGAGAAAAACCAGAAGGAGCUGAGAGAGAUCUUAGUCACACUGAGAAACUGUGAAGUGAAAGAGAUCGACUUCAACACCACCAUUAAAAUGCUGGUCAAAGGUCUAGAUGCGAUGGGAAGAGUGAAAGAGCAGUGGGAGAAGAUGAUACGCUUCUUUCAGAUGAUCUCAAACAUCGUUAAGACCUGCCUGCAUAGAUCUCUGACUGAUUUUGUCAAACAGUCUCAGAAGGCAUCUCAGAAACAUCUGUCAUAUAACACAAAAAAGUUCAUGAAAGACCUGAUCUACCAGCAGGCUUUUUAUGCGUCAAAUGUAGCCAGCUUGGUUAACAUGAUCUCAGGGACCUACGUUGAGGUUUCCGACAAACACCUGAUGGACAGGAUCAGCAGUCUGGGCAAACUCAUGGCUCUGGAUCCCAGAAGACCAGAAUUCAAAAGUGAACGUCAAAAAUUACAUGAUGCAUGUGAAGAAGCUCAAGAAGCAAUAAGAGAUCUUGUGAUGAAGAACAACCAGACAUUUAAUCAGAAGGCAAAAGAAAGAAUGAACAGAAUUGAAGGGGCACUAAAGCCGAUGCUACCCCCAGUGUCUGAGGAGAAAAUGAAAGAGAUGAAAGAAAUAACAGAAUCUGCAUUUAAAGAAAUGAGUCAGGAAGAUGAAGAUCAGUUUGUUUAA
This is a messenger RNA of Brienomyrus brachyistius, 2085 nucleotides long. RefSeq lists its product as uncharacterized. The transcript has a single exon. Lineage: Eukaryota; Metazoa; Chordata; Actinopteri; Osteoglossiformes; Mormyridae. Bases 1 to 2085 code for a protein of 694 amino acids. The record is from RefSeq and is a predicted model, not a curated record.